AUUUUGAUUUGAUUUUCUUGCUCUUCACUUGAAAGCCCAACCCUUCCCUCGUGUCUCGCUUACACUCGAUCUGUCCGCCAUUCGAUCCAUCUGGUUUACAAAACCAAACAGAUUCUUCUUGCUUUGCUCAUAUUUUUUUCGGAUCUUCUUCUUCUUCCGAACACGAGUAGUACUUUGUUUUGUUUGACGGGAAGAUGAGCACGGGAGAGCUCCUCGGCAUCGAACCUCUUGAGCUCAAAUUUCCUUUUGAAUUGAAGAAGCAGAUCUCUUGUUCUCUUCAACUGUCUAAUAAAACUGAUAAUUAUGUCGCUUUCAAGGUCAAAACAACAAAUCCCAAGAAGUACUGUGUCCGACCAAAUUCUGGGAUUGUGUUGCCUCGCUCCACAUGUGAUGUUAUAGUUACGAUGCAAGCACAAAAGGAAGCUCCUCUUGACAUGCAAUGCAAGGACAAGUUUUUGCUUCAAAGUGUUAAAGCUAAUGAUGGUGUCGCUGCAAAGGAUAUUAAUGCAGAAAUGUUCAGUAAGGAGGCAGGGCAUGUUGUCGAGGAGUGCAAAUUGAGAGUGCUUUAUGUUUCUCCCCCUCGACCACCUUCUCCUGUUCUAGAAGGGUCCGAGGAAGGGUCACCCCCCAGGGGUUCUGUGUCGGACAAUGGGAACGUUAAUGGCACCGAUUUAUCUACUGGAACAAGGGCAUUUGUUGAGCAUCUUGAUCCUCAAGACAAAACUUCGGAGGCAGUAGCUCUCAUUUCAAAGCUGACUGAUGAAAGGAAUAAUGCAAUUCAACAAAAUAACAAGCUUCGUCGAGAAUUGGAGCUCCUGAGAUGCCAAGGCAACAAAAAUCGCUCUGGUGCAUCAUUGAUGUUUGUCAUCAUUGUUGGCUUGCUUGGCAUAUUGUUGGGGUAUCUCAUGAAGAAGACGUAAGCAGCUAUGCCUCAUAUAUCUCGGGCAUAAGUUUUUCCAUUUUCCCUGUUCCUCACCGGUCAAAGAAUGAUGAUGAAGGGAAAAGAAACUAAUGAACAGACUAUGGUGGAUUUCUUAUUUUUCUGGAACUAGCAAAAUUGUUCAUAUCAGGUGAUAUGUUGUAGCUGCUUAACUGCCAUGCGGGGUGACCUGUGCUUUUAUUGACCUUCACAUAGAUUCUUUUUGUAAAGCUU
Molecule: messenger RNA, 1153 nt
Organism: Populus euphratica (Euphrates poplar)
Lineage: Eukaryota; Viridiplantae; Streptophyta; Magnoliopsida; Malpighiales; Salicaceae
Product: vesicle-associated protein 1-2-like
Exons: 8
Coding region: 195-920 (241 amino acids)
Biological process (GO): endoplasmic reticulum membrane organization
Cellular component (GO): plasma membrane; endoplasmic reticulum membrane
Source: RefSeq, a predicted model, not a curated record